Neoarthrinium moseri is the source of this 2934-nucleotide messenger RNA. RefSeq lists its product as uncharacterized. Gene Ontology annotation, cellular component: endoplasmic reticulum. Bases 1 to 2934 code for a protein of 977 amino acids. The transcript is spliced from 5 exons. Gene Ontology annotation, biological process: fungal-type cell wall organization; GPI anchor biosynthetic process. Lineage: Eukaryota; Fungi; Ascomycota; Sordariomycetes; Amphisphaeriales; Apiosporaceae. The record is from RefSeq and is a predicted model, not a curated record.
AUGCGAUCCAACGGAAACGGAAACAUAGCGCCCCCAGGCUCGACCUACAAGGACAAGCCGAGCGGGGCGCUCCUCACCGUCAACGCCAAAUGGAUAUCUUGGGUGCACACCACCGUCGCUUACACUGCCUUCAUCAGCGCGCUCCUUGUCGGUUGUUCGCUGCACUACCACAAGAUCGUCAAGAAUGAGUUCUAUGGCUACCCCGACGAGUGGUUCCCCUCGGUGUCGGCCACCAUCGGCGAUCGGUACCCUGAGCGAUCCUUUUUCCAGUUCUUUAUUGCGAUAACUUCGGGCCCGCGAUUCGCUUUGGUGGGACUCUGGUACCUGCUUACAGCAAAGCCCGGCAAGAUGCUGCCCAAGUUCGUGGGCUCCAUGGGGCUGCUCCGCACGAUUACCUGCGGCGGUUGGACUUACAUCACCUCGACCGACGACCAUGACUGGCACGACAUCUUCAUGAUUUCUUAUCUCGUUCUGACCAUCCCUUGGACCUUCGGGUGCCUUGCCUUGAGCCCGCCCAACGCCAAGGCCAUCAAGUACCGGAAGUAUCUUGCCACUGCUUUCUUCGGCACUAUUGUGCCCUUGAUCUACUUCUUCAUCCAGCACAAGGUCUAUCAUGUCGCUGGCGCCUACACAACCUAUGCGUUCUUCGAGUGGUCGCUUAUCCUUUUCGAUGUCGCCUUUGAUGCCGUGACCGCGCUUGACUUCGCCACCUUCGAGAUUGUGGUCAGGGACGUGGGGGGUCUCAGUCAGGGAGAGAACAAGUCGCGUGUCCCAACCAAAGUCCUGGAAAAGGAGAAGUCGAACGCUACGGGCGGGGUCUUUGAUGCAAAGUUCUCCUGGAAAGAGCUCUUUGAUACCGGUGCCGAAGUCUAUCAUGGCUUCGUCUUCUGGUCUAUGCUGACCAGUCUCGGCGUCGUCAUCUGGUACUUCCCCCUCUGGCACAUGGGCAUUUCCGGAUAUGAGGCACUCGUCAUGUCGACCAUCUCCCCUUUGUUCCUGGGAGUCAAAUCCAUUCGAUCUCUGGUGAUCAACAAUCUUCGAGUCUGUCAUUUCUUGUCACUGGCAGGCCUUCUCGCCUGGAUGAUCAAGGACCCUGCUUAUAGACUCUUCACCGUGGGUUUUGGUGUCUGGAUGUCAUGUCUGUCGUGGGCUGCCACCCUGUUCUCUGACAACGUUCACGAAGCUCGUUUAGAGUCCAAGAUCCUAGCUUGGACUGUUGGCCUGAUCCUAUCGUCAACGGUGAAGUUUGCUUGGUGGACGAACAAUCCUAUAUGGCCAAUUAUGCACGCUGCCAAUGGGGGCAAAAACGAGAUCGGCCUGGCAUUGGCAGUUAUGGCCGCCUGGAGAUUCACCCGCAGAGCUCCACUGAAUACUGGAGUCGCUCCAGACAACACGGUGGCAGGAUCGGCCUUUUUGUCGGCUCUCGGAAUCGGCGGCCUAUUCUUUGGCCUACAUUCUCUCCUGUCUGACACCAGUACCAUGAUCUUGUGGGUAUGGGAAGGUUAUCCCAUUAGGGGUCCUCUUUCCACAACACAUGGCUGGUUGACGGUGGCAACUAUGACCGCAGGCUUGUUAACCGGCAUUUCACAUCCCAGGCUUGUCAGCACCUGGUCAGGGUAUGGUAUAGGAUGCGUUGGCGCCGCUGUGCUCACCUCUUAUCACAACUGGCUCGGCUACUCAGGUGCGCUCUUGACAGCCUUCUACCUGACGGCUAUCGCUAGUCCUCUCUUGGCUCAAGCCGCCCAGAAACGUCCGGCCACGACGUUCGGCCUCGGGUUUCUCAUAUACAACUUUGUCGUCCUGUUCCACGUUUGGGUGGUAGCCUACGCCUUCGUACCCGGCGGUCCUCUCGUCCGAGAGCAUACCGAUUGGGUCAUGAUUACUAUGAUGGUCCUCAUAGGUGGUGGGGUUUGGAACUUGACAUCGACCAACGCGCGCCGCCGCGAAUCACGCAAACCGGUCCCUUCGCAGACGCAGCACCGUAAGUACCAUUCUUCAGCACUCGUCUUGAUCAACGUCUUCUUCCUUAUCUCGGCCUACUUCCGCUUCCCGACAAACGACUACAAGCCCUAUCACGAGGACUCACGUGUUCUGACCGCUGGUAUUUGGACCAUUCAUUUCUCCCUCGACAACGACAUGUAUUCAUCAGAGUACCGAAUGCGUGACCUGAUCAAGGAACUCGAGAUUGAUGUCGUUGGUCUCUUGGAAUCCGAUCUUCAGCGCAUCAUUAUGGGCAACCGAGACACAACUCAAUUCCUCGCGGAAGAUCUCGGCAUGUAUGUCGACUACGGCCCGGGUCCUAACAAGCACACAUGGGGUGCUGCACUUCUGUCCAAGUUCCCCAUACUUAACUCAACACACCACCUGCUGCCCUCUCCCGUCGGCGAGCUCGCACCUGCAAUCCACGCCACUCUCGACUGCUACGGCGAGCUGGUCGAUGUUUUCGUCUUCCACUCGGGCCAGGAGGAAGACCCGGAGGACAGAAGGCUGCAGAGUGAAUACCUAUCCAAGCUGAUGGGCUCGUCCCCGCGCCCCAGCAUUCUGCUCAGCUACUUGGUCACGGAGCCGCUGCGCGGCAACUACAACACCUAUGUCUCGCCAACGUCGGGUAUGCACGAUGUCGACCCCAGCGACUGGGAUCGCUGGUGCGAGUACAUUCUCUACAAGCGCCUGAACCGCGUUGGGUACGCGCGCGUCAGCCGGAGCACCAUCACCGACACGGAGCUGCAGGUCGCCAAGUUCGUCGUGCCCAAGGGCGACGCGGAGAAGGCCACUGUAGCGGCCUUGGAGUCGGAUCAGCAGCUGCGGAAUCGCAAGGUCAAGGAACAUGAAGUCCCCGAAGGCUGGAGGUUCCCUGCUAUGUUCCGGGGUAAGGGCGUCCGUGACCACAGGUACCAUGUGUUCGACGAGCCGUUGUACUACAAGCCGGAGUGA